AUGGAGGAGAAGCUCGUUCAACUGCAACGUAAUGGCCUUUGUGAUCAGCGUAUUUGCGCAGCCAUCUCGAAUCUGAUUGAAGAUUUGAUCUGGGAACUCCCGCUCGCUGCAAGCAAGGAGAAUAUCGUCGACAUAGAGAGAGAAGACAAGUACACGCUUGCCAGAUUUCGUGUGUUGAAACAAACCACAGAAACCCCAGGGGCAGGAAAAGCAAACCUUCGUGGUGGGGAAGGACAAACAGCUACUCAGGGCCUCCCUCGAAGACGCGUCAAACGCAAUAUUCUUCCCAAGCGGGAGAACGAUACGAAGAAACCUGCUGGAAAAAGCACAUCGACAAAGAAACUUGCGAAGAAAGCUUCUGCUGCAAUCGCCCGACCUACUCAUGAUACCCUUACACAGCUGGAGCAGAAAUAUCACGAUAUCAAGCAAGAGAAAGAUAACCAAGACGCUCUUAUUACCCAAUUACAGCGACAAUAUGGGGAUACAAAGCAAGAGAAAGAUGCCAAAGACGCCCUUUUCACCCGACUAGAGCAAAAGUAUGUGGAUGUCAAGCAGGAGAAAGAUGCCGCGAAUCGACUGAUAAAGUUCCUCCAACGACGCCUAGAGGAUAAUGACAGAGUCUUGGAGGAAUUGCAGAAAGAGACCACAGAGUCCAAGAGGAAAGAUUUGGAGAUAUACCUUCUAAGAGAUGACCUUCUAAAAGCACAAAAGGAACUUCAAGAGUAUCGGGAGGCUGAGCGGCAGAAGGCUAUGGGAGACAACAUCGAUGGCAUCGAAAUCCCGACUACUCUACCUGUACAGCCAUCCUGUGAGAGAACUGCUUCCCCUGAACUCGAAUUCCUCUCUCAGACGGUGAUCAAUGAGAGCAGAAACAACGCCGAGAGAUCGACCCUCGUAAGUUGGCACCUGGAGACUAUCUCUGACGAUCUGGCGAUUUGGAAUGGCCCUACGACAGGCCACGCCCUCGAAUUGGUGGCUGACCUGAGCCCCCGUAUCACAGCAUCCACAAGUCCUACCUCUAAGGAAAAGGGCGACUGA
Messenger RNA from Fusarium coffeatum, 1038 nucleotides. RefSeq lists its product as uncharacterized. The coding region runs from base 1 to 1038 and encodes 345 amino acids. The transcript is spliced from 2 exons. The record is from RefSeq and is a predicted model, not a curated record. Lineage: Eukaryota; Fungi; Ascomycota; Sordariomycetes; Hypocreales; Nectriaceae.